This is a messenger RNA of Grus americana (Whooping crane), 414 nucleotides long. Its product is annotated as histone H2A-beta, sperm-like. The record is from RefSeq and is a predicted model, not a curated record. The coding region runs from base 1 to 414 and encodes 137 amino acids. The transcript has a single exon. Gene Ontology annotation, molecular function: protein heterodimerization activity; structural constituent of chromatin; DNA binding. Lineage: Eukaryota; Metazoa; Chordata; Aves; Gruiformes; Gruidae. Gene Ontology annotation, cellular component: nucleosome.
AUGUCUGAACACGGGAAGAAAACCACAAAGCUUCUCCUUGUGCCAAAGAAAACCAGAUCAGCCAAGGCUGGUCUGCAGUUCCCUGUGGGUCGUGUCUACAAGCUCCUUAAAAGAGGGAACUACGCUGACAGGAUCGGUCUCGGCGCUGCCAUCUACCUGGCUGCAGUGCUGGAGUACCUGAGUGCGGAGAUCCUGGAGCUGGCAGGGAACGCUGCACGGGAAAACAAGAAAGCCAGGAUCCUACCUAGGCACAUCCAGCUUGCUGUGAGAAACGAUGAUGAGCUGAACAAGGUCUUCUCCUGCGUGACCAUCGCUCAAGGAGGGGUAUUACCUAAUGUUCUUCCUGAACUUCUUCCUAAGAAGACCCUCUCACUUAAACUGCCUCACAAAUACGUCCAGUCACAGGAGUUCUAG